Molecule: messenger RNA, 3619 nt
Organism: Calliphora vicina (urban bluebottle blowfly)
Lineage: Eukaryota; Metazoa; Arthropoda; Insecta; Diptera; Calliphoridae
Gene: shi
Product: dynamin-1 shibire
Exons: 17
Coding region: 412-3132 (906 amino acids)
Biological process (GO): receptor-mediated endocytosis
Cellular component (GO): plasma membrane; microtubule; cytoplasm
Molecular function (GO): microtubule binding; GTPase activity; GTP binding
Source: RefSeq, a predicted model, not a curated record
AGAGAAAGAAACAAGAAAUACCCUCGUAAAACAAAAAUCGUAGUAAAAUUGAAUGCUAAUCAAAAGCAAAGAGAAUAAAUGAAAAAAAUCGAAAUUUUAGUCGUGUAACGAUUCGUAAACCUGAUAGAUACCAAAGAUUUAAACCUCAGUGAAAAAAAAAUUAUAAAAAGAGUUUAUUAAAUCAACAAAAUAUAAAUUGUAAAGAAAAUAAGAAAAAAAAAAUUUAAUAAAGUGCCCCGGAAAAAUAAGAAAAAAAACGUACGAAUUCUAAGUGAAGUUAGCCACAAAAAUUUCUGACACCUUUUAAAGGUGUUGGAAAUUUUCUUAAUUGUUUUUCUACUCAUAAAACAAGAAAAAACCUAGUCUGAUUUCCAUAAUACAAAAUUCAUCACACACAACACCACACCAAACAUGGAGAAUCUAAUUCCUAUUGUUAAUAAGCUGCAGGAUGCCUUUACCCAAUUGGGCGUGCACAUGCAGCUUGAUCUGCCCCAGAUCGCUGUAGUUGGUGGUCAAUCGGCCGGUAAAAGUUCGGUCUUGGAAAACUUUGUGGGCAAAGAUUUCUUACCUCGUGGUUCGGGUAUUGUUACCAGACGUCCAUUGAUCUUGCAACUGAUCAACGGUGUAACUGAACAUGGCGAAUUCUUGCAUUGUAAGGGUAAAAAAUUCACCAGUUUCGAUGAAAUACGCAAAGAGAUUGAAGAUGAAACAGAUCGUGUCACCGGCAGCAAUAAGGGUAUUUCCAAUAUUCCCAUAAAUUUGCGUGUCUACUCGCCCCAUGUACUCAACUUGACUCUCAUCGAUUUGCCCGGUCUGACCAAGGUGGCCAUUGGUGAUCAGCCGCAGGAUAUUGAACAGCAGAUUCGCCAAAUGAUCUUGCAGUUUAUACGCAAAGAGACAUGUUUAAUCUUGGCCGUAACACCUGCCAACACAGAUUUAGCCAAUUCAGAUGCUUUGAAACUGGCCAAAGACGUUGAUCCCCAGGGUAUACGUACGAUUGGUGUGAUCACCAAAUUGGAUUUGAUGGACGAGGGUACAGAUGCCCGUGAUAUUUUGGAAAAUAAACUAUUACCGCUGCGUCGUGGCUACAUUGGUGUAGUGAAUCGUUCCCAAAAGGAUAUCGAGGGACGCAAGGAUAUUCAUGCUGCCUUGGCGGCCGAACGUAGAUUCUUCCUAAGUCAUCCAUCUUACCGGCAUAUUGCCGAUCGUUUGGGCACACCCUAUUUGCAGCGCGUCUUAAAUCAACAGCUGACCAAUCACAUACGCGAUACAUUGCCCGCUUUGCGCGAUAAAUUGCAGAAACAAAUGUUGGCUUUGGAAAAGGAUGUGGCCGAAUUUAAACAUUUCCAGCCGGGCGAUACCAGUUUGAAAACAAAGGCUAUGUUGCAAAUGAUCCAGCAAUUGCAGUCAGAUUUUGAGCGUACUAUUGAGGGUUCGGGCUCCGCUUUGGUCAAUACCAAUGAGUUGUCGGGUGGUGCUAAAAUAAAUCGUAUUUUCCAUGAACGCUUACGUUUUGAAAUUGUGAAAAUGGCCUGCGACGAAAAAGAGUUGCGUCGCGAAAUCUCAUUUGCCAUUCGUAAUAUUCACGGUAUUCGUGUGGGUCUCUUUACGCCCGACAUGGCUUUCGAGGCCAUUGUCAAACGUCAAAUUGCACAAUUGAAAGAGCCUGUCAUCAAAUGUGUCGAUCUAGUCGUACAGGAAUUGUCCGCAGUUGUACGUUUAUGCACCGAUAAAAUGUCUCGUUAUCCACGUUUACGUGAAGAAACAGAACGUAUUAUUACCACGCACAUAAGACAACAGGAACAACGGUGCAAAGAACAAAUUUUAUUACUUAUUGAUUUUGAAUUGGCCUAUAUGAAUACCAAUCAUGAAGAUUUCAUUGGUUUUGCUAAUGCUCAGAAUAAAUCUGAAAAUUCGAAUAAAACUGGUACACGUCAACUGGGUAACCAGGUGAUCCGCAAGGGUCACAUGGUUAUACAAAACUUAGGCAUCAUGAAAGGUGGUUCUCGUCCUUAUUGGUUUGUGUUGACCUCGGAAAGUAUUUCCUGGUAUAAGGAUGAAGAUGAAAAAGAAAAGAAAUUCAUGUUGCCAUUAGAUGGUCUUAAAUUGCGAGACAUCGAACAGGGUUUCAUGUCCAUGUCAAGACGUGUUACAUUUGCUUUAUUCAGUCCCGAUGGUCGUAAUGUUUACAAGGACUACAAACAACUUGAAUUGUCGUGUGAAACUGUUGAGGAUGUUGAAUCCUGGAAGGCUUCGUUCUUACGUGCUGGUGUCUAUCCCGAAAAAUCAGAAACUCAGGAAAAUGGCGAUGAGGAAGGACAAGAGCAGGCCAGUGUUGAGGCCUCCACAGAUCCCCAGCUGGAGCGUCAAGUUGAAACUAUACGCAAUUUAGUAGAUUCCUAUAUGAAAAUUGUCACAAAGACCACACGGGAUAUGGUGCCCAAAGCCAUUAUGAUGAUUAUUAUUAAUAAUACCAAGGAUUUUAUAAAUGGUGAAUUGUUGGCACAUUUGUAUGCCUCAGGAGAUCAGUCUCAAAUGAUGGAAGAAUCGGCUGAAGCUGCCAGCAAACGUGAGGAAAUGUUGCGCAUGUAUCAUGCUUGCAAGGAUGCUUUAAGAAUUAUUGGUGAUGUUUCAAUGGCCACUGUAUCAGCCCCCUUACCACCACCAGUGAAAAACGAUUGGUUACCUAGUGGCUUGGAUAAUCCACGUUUGUCGCCACCCAGUCCUGGCGGUCCUCGUAAACCUGCACCCGCAGCACAGCCCGCUGCUGGUGGCCGUGGUCCUCCACCACCUCCUGCAUCUGGUCGUCCAGCACCAGCUAUUCCAAAUCGCCCUGGCGGCGGUGCUCCACCAUUGCCUGGUGGCCGCCCAGGCGGUGCUCUUCCACCACCACUCUUACCUUCACGUGUUACCGGAGCCGUGGGUGGUGCUAUAACACAACAGACUGGUGCCAAUCGUUAUAUACCCGAAAGUAUGCGUGGUCAAGUAAAUCAGGCUGUGGGCCAAGCCGCCAUGAAUGAAUUAUCAAAUGUUUUUGCCCAACGUUUCAAUCGCCCUGUGCCUAAUGCACCACCAAAACUACCCGAACGACCCAACUAUUACGGUAAUACAACGAAUGGACGUCCCUUCUAAAUUUCUUAAAUUUAGUUGAAUAACCUUACGCACAAGCCAUCAUCAAUGGUUAGUUAACAAAUUAAUUUGUUUAAGUUUAAUAUAUUUUAUUUUUAUUAUUAUUAUAUUUUUAUAUAUAAAUAGUACAUAUUGAAAAUAAUUUACAAAAAUAUAUAAGAGUAAACCUCCGCUCCUGUUUUUUUUUUAUAAAAAUAAUACGCUUUGUAAUGCAAAAUAAUUUAACAAAAAAAAGUAUAAUAAAAAUUGUAAUAAUACUGAAUGAAGUUUUUUAAAAAAAAAGAAAUAUUUAAUAUUAAUAUUACUCUAUAUUUAAAUUAUAAAUAAUUAAAGAAAUCUAGUAACUGCUAAGGUCCUUUGUAAACAUUUACAUCAUUUACUAUACACACACAAACAACACGCUAUAAAUGUUAAAUAAAUAUUAUUUUAUAUUUAAAAAAUAACGAAAUAAAAAAGAAAUUGCCGUACAAAUCAAGUAUAAAAAAGGAAA